Messenger RNA from Aspergillus alliaceus, 1139 nucleotides. RefSeq names its product SDR family NAD(P)-dependent oxidoreductase. The coding region runs from base 58 to 963 and encodes 301 amino acids. The record is from RefSeq and is a predicted model, not a curated record. The transcript is spliced from 3 exons. Lineage: Eukaryota; Fungi; Ascomycota; Eurotiomycetes; Eurotiales; Aspergillaceae.
CUCGUUUCUCAUCCCAUCACCUCUUAGAGUAUCCCAAGGGUUCCCCAGCGCACAACAAUGGCAUCUUCGCUUGACUCCAGCACCAUUUUUCGGGUCGAUGGAAUAGUGGCCGUCAUUACUGGAGGAGGCAGUGGUAUCGGUCUGACCAUGGCCCGCGCUCUCGCAUCUAAUGGCGCACGCAAAGUCUACAUCCUCGGACGUCGGCUAGGGGUACUUGAGAAAGCAGCCGAGGAGCACGCCAGCAUCAUCCCACACCAAUGCGACGUGACAUCCAAGGACGAUCUCCAAACUGCUGUGGACCGCAUCACAGCCGAGGUAGGCUACGUGAAUCUCGUCAUCGCCAACUCCGGCAGUGUCGGACCUCCAGCACGCUACAGCCCAGACGCUUCGAUACAGGAAUUGCGCCAGACCCUCUUCACCAACUUCUCCAUGGACGCAAUGAACGAAACCCUGCACCUCAACAUCACCGCCGCCUUCUUUACCAUGACAGCCUUCCUGGAGCUGCUAGAUGCUGGCACCAAGAACGCUCUGCAAGGCGGCUUCGGCAAGCCCAUCAAAAAGGGCAGUGACGUCCCGUCAAUCCAGAGCCAGGUCAUCUUCACGACUAGUAUAUCUGCGUUCAGUCGGCACUUUUCGUCUUCGCCCCCGUAUUUGACUAGCAAGGCUGCAAUCAUGCAGGUGACUAAACAGGCUAGUAGUCAGCUGGCUAGGUUUGGCAUUCGUGUGAAUGCCCUCGCUCCGGGAAUUUAUCCCUCCGAUCUAGCUUCCGUGCUGACACAGGGCCGCAAGCCGGAAGAGGAGGCAUUCGACGACCAGAGAUUUAUCCCCGCUAGGCGUUUCGGUGGUGACGAGGAGAUGGCUGGUGCAAUUUUGUACCUUGCUAGUCGGGCGGGAAGCUUCUCUAACGGGUCCAUUCUCGUCACUGAUGGUGGUCGACUGUCGGUCAUGAGCAGCACGUACUAAGGCCACGGCCUUGGGGAAGGUUAACUGUGGGGCUUUUUUUUUUUCAAGGCAUGGAAAUUAAAUAUCAAUAGGCGCUGUAAGUCGCAAUCAAACUGCAAUAUCUACAUACAAUCCGCCUAUUUACGACAUUUAGAAGAGAGGGGAGCAACGCAACAUCGAAACCUAGUACAGUGAAA